This is a messenger RNA of Acipenser ruthenus (sterlet), 7285 nucleotides long. RefSeq lists its product as uncharacterized. The transcript is spliced from 2 exons. The coding region runs from base 1362 to 2762 and encodes 466 amino acids. The record is from RefSeq and is a predicted model, not a curated record. Lineage: Eukaryota; Metazoa; Chordata; Actinopteri; Acipenseriformes; Acipenseridae.
AGUAUGCUGAGGGAAGCCAGAGGAAAACAUUCUUGAAUUACAUUAUUGAACAGGCAAAAGUGGGUUGGCAAGACAUGGUGCAAGUAUAAUCGAAUGGGAGAUCAAAUCCUGUUUAUUAUCCAUAGGAAGAUGGAGCAGCCUUGCUGAAGGAAAUUCAGCUGCUGAGGGAACAACUGAAGCAGCUGAGAGCAGAGGUGAAAAAAAUCUUUAACCCUAACCUGAAUAAUAUAAGUAAGGGAUGGAUGUACACUUGUGGCACAGAAAAAGUAUUUAUAUUUUUCAGUUAUGGCUGAAAUGUUUUUUUUUAAAAAUGCUUAGUCUUUUCUUUUUUUAAGUUGCAUGUACACCCUUGAAAAGCUGUAAAUAAACAAACCAAAAAAAACAUAUUUUUUAAUUUUAUAUGCUAAAGGUAUACCGUGUUUAAUUUCAAGUAAGGAUUUGCUGCCCUACAGGUUUCAAUUCCUUCAUGAGAAGGGCCCUCACCUUGUACGUCCUGACCUAACGUUGUGGUGGCGUGAUACCUGCUUUAAUAUGCAUAACAAUUGUAUUAUAUCAGAAUAGUGAUAUAAUACAAUUGUUAUGCAUAUCAAGUCUUCCUAUUCUGAUGAAACUUAACAGCAUUCUUCAGGGAUUGAAGUGGCACUCCCGUUUUAUUGUAGUUAAAGUUGGGUUGUGAGCCGAGUUGGACAAACUGCUGAUAGUGACAGCUAAUAUAUCAAAUGUGAACAACAUUUUACUGUGUGUAUUAAUUUAGUCCACAGAGUGAUGCAGACUGAGUGUGUAAGAAAACUUUUAAUUUUGUCCAUCCUUCUUUCAAUUAUUUUGUAGAAGCAUUGUCUUUUUACUCAGUUUCUAAUACUGUACCUACAAACUGGUGGCAAUAAAUCAUCAUUCAAUACUACAGUUACUGGAAAGAGUUUAUCUAUCUGUUAAGCUUAAGAAGGGGACUCUUUUGCAAGGGCAGAAUAGUAAAAAGACACUCUCAACGGUGAUUGCAACCUCCGGUGGACAAGAUAUCCAGUCUGCUCUACUCCUCUUCACACGUCCAAUGCAAGAUGUCAGCUUCAGAACAUAAGAGUCUUGCAACCAGGUCAGAGUGCUCACGUUCAUCUAAGUCAUCAAGACGCUCCAGCAAAUCUGCAGCAAGCUUGGCUGCAUUAGAAGCUCGCGCCAAGGCUGAAGCAGCACUAGCAAGAGCAUCAUAUGCACAGAGAGAAAUAGAAGUGAAAGUGAAGAAGGCCCAGCUUAAAGUGGAGGAGACCCGCCUGGAAGCCACAUUAGAGGCUCUUCAGCAGGAGUAAGAGGCAGAGACCGCCUUAGCUGAGGCUAAUGUCUUUGAGACAGCAGUGGAUGCAGCUGAUAUGGCACAGUUGUCUGGGGUUGACGACAACAAACAAGGCUCAUCCUACCAUUCUCUCGAGAGGGCUGAAAAGUAUGUACAAGACCAGCAAGCCUACGUGAACUACCAUCAGCCAUCGGCAUACAAGGAAGUCUCACAGCCAGACGUCAAGUUUGAAUCGCUUCCCCGAGUUGAUCACCUCCAGCCACACAACUCCUCUCCCUCCCACAACAAGCUGGUCCAGAGCUCACAACCACGACUACAUCCUCUCUCUCGUGCCCCCACUCAUACUGAAGUGCCAGCUACCUCAAGACACUCAACGACUCACCUUAUCAGAGAGCAUGAGGUGAACGUGCCUAACCCCACCUGCAGGCUCCACACUUCACAGUCUUCCAGGCGCUACGCAGAUGAUGACGGCCAGCCACCUGGUGUAGAACGUCAUGAGUCCAGUGGGACCCAUUCUGAUCGUGCCAAUGUUGCAGAGCUGGCGAAGUUCCUAGCAUGCCGCGACCUCCUCACAGCUGGACUCAUCAAGUUCAAUGACAAGCCAGAAAACUACUGGGCUUGGAAGUCAACAUUCUCCAACGCCGUUGAAGGCCUCGACCUACUAAUCAAGUGGCUUGGGCCAGAAUCAGCUGAGCAUGUGAGAAGAAUGAGGUCUGUCCAUGUCAAUCAUCCUGCUGCAGCCCUCAGUGUGGUCUGGCAAUGGCUAGAGGAGUGCUAUGGGUCUGCUGAAGCUAUGGAGACAGCCCUCUUCAACAAGCUUGAACGCUUCCUGAAGAUCUCCAAUAAAGACCCCCAACGUCUGAGAGAGCUAGGUGACCUUCUCCUCGAGUUGGAGGCAGCCAAAGCUGAAGGUUACUUACCCGGCCUGUCCUACCUGGACACUGCAAGUGGCAUCAACCCUGUUCUGGAGAAGCUCCCCUUCAGCAUGCAGGAGAAGUGGAUGUCACAGGGGACCAGAUACAAACAGGAGCAUGGUGUCAGCUUCCCACCCUUCUUGUUCUUCUCCAGUUUAACCUGUGCAGAAGCAAAAAUGAGGAACAACCCAAGCUUCAUCACUUCCACUUCCAGCGCAGCACCACCUAAAGGAGAGAAAAUCUCAAUGAGAACGGCGAGAGCCCCUAUCACAGUGCACAAGACAGAAGUGGACAAUGCCAUCCAGAAAGAUGAAUCUAAGAAGAAGGAUGACCAUAACAAACAAUGCCCUAUCCACAAAAAGCCACACCCCCUGCAAAAGUGUAGAGGCUUUAGGGAGAAACCCCUAGAGGAGAGGAAAACCUUCCUUAGAGAGAACUCUAUAUGCUUUAGGUGUGUCUCCUCAACAGCACACCAGGCGAAGAACUGUAAAGCUGUCAUCCAGUGCUCCGAGUGCGAAGCGACAAGCAUAUUGCAAGCUCUUCACGCCUGUCCUGCCCCUUGAUGAAGGACCACUUCAUUGAGUUCAUGUGCAAAAUUUUUGAGACUGGGCACUCUGAAAUCACUCUACCCCUACAAGCAGAAGAAGAGUGCUGAUAUCUUCCGAUCUUUGGGAUGUAACAUCCACAAAAACCCAGACAGAUAAGAGUGGCAUUUGACUCCAGCGCCCAGCACCAUGGGGUAUCUCUGAAUGACGUCCUGCUUACUGGUCCCAACAUGAAUAACAGCCUGCUUGGGGUACUGCUGCGGUUCAGAAAGGAACCAAUGGCUGUGACAGCAGACGUGCUGCAGAUGUUCCAUUGCUUUGUGGUUCGUGAAGACCAUCGAAACUACCUGCGAUUCCUCUGGUACCGCAACAACGGCCUGGAUAAUGAACUUGUGGAGUACAGGAUGUGGGUCUAACUUGUUUUUGGUAAUAGCCCGUCCCCAGCAGUGGCCGUGUAUGGCCUCAGGAGAGCCGCCUUAGAUGGUGAGAGGGAUUGUGGAGCAGAGGCAAGGCACUUCGUCGAGAUGAACUUUUACGUCGACGACGGUCUCGUAUCCCUCCCCACAGAGAAGGAAGCCAUCACUCUUCUUCAGAACACUCAAGCAAGCAAUGACUAGCAAGCAUGAAGCGCUGGGCUGUGCUGUUCACGUGUAUGAGCACCAGGGCCAUACACAUUGAAGUCAGAGGACCAGCCAAACAAAUCAGGUCCGACUGUGGUACAAACUUUAUCAGGGCCUGCAGAGCUGAAGAUGGAGGCCGUUCAGAGCGACAAGGAGGUCCAAGAGUACCUGAGUGACAAAGGGUGUACUUGGGUCUUCAACCCACCGCACUCGUCUCAUAUGGGAGGCAGCUGGGAGAGAAUGAUCGGCGUCAUGAGGCGCAUCCUGGAUUCCAUGCUGCUGAAGGUGGGUCCAUCCAAGCUUACUCACGAAGUCCUGACUACAUUCAUGGCGGAAGUCUCAGCCAUCGUGAAUGCUCGUCCAUUGGUUCCUGUGUCUACGGAUCCAGACCCCCCCCCCAAUCUUGACGCCAGUGACACUCCUCACCCAAAAUGUUGCUGUAGUUCCUCCUCCCCAAGGUGAAUUCAACAAGAAAGACCUCUUCAGCCGGCAGUGGAGGCAAGUUCAAAGCCUUGCCAACACCUUCUGGCACCGCUGGAAGAAAUAGUAUCUUCCUACCCUGCAGAGCUGUAGGAAGUGGCAGAAAGAGAAGCCCAGCCUUCAGGAGGGAGACAUUGUGAUGCUGAGAGACAGUCAAGUGAAAAGGAACGACUGGCCCAUGGGCAUCGUCGUGAAGACCUUUCCUGGCAGAGAUGGGAAAGUAAGAAAGGUUGAAGUCAAGACAGCAAGAGAGGGGUCAUGCAAGACCUUUCUGCAUCCAGUUUCAGAGACUGUCCUACUCCUCUCUCCAGAGACUGAUAAGUAACUUUAAGUUCUAGUGUUAAUGCUGGCAUCCUUACAGAUACCAGGCGUGGAGUGUUCUGGCCCCUGUAGUUGGUUAGAGUUCAUUUUUUAAGGUCAAUUCCAUUUUGGCCACUAGACAGCUGUUGUUUGCUUAAGUUUCUAUAUCCUGUAAAAGAAGAAUCCUUGUUAGCAUUGAAAAAUGGUGAAAGUCACUCUGUGGAGCUGCAGAUAUUAUCAAACUCCAUCCUUCUUUCAAUUAUUUUGUAGAAGCAUUGUCUUUUUACUCAGUUUCUAAUACUGUACCUACGAACUGGUGGCAAUAAAUCAUCAUUCAAUACUACAGUUACUGGAAAAAGUUUAUCUAUCUGUUAAGCUUAAGAAGGGGACUCUUUUGCAAGGGCAUAAUAACACUCAAUAUGAAAAGGAAAAUCUUGCAUUUUAGUGAUGAAGGACCAACGGUACAACUGUUGUAUUUUGUAGUGUACACCACAAUACAGCACAAUUAGUAGCCAUAUAAGUUAGUGAUUUUAAUGGACAUACUGAAGCAAAAUUAGUGAACAUAAAUGGAAACAACCUUUGUGAUGGAGAGAGGAUAUUGGCCUCCAACCUUAACAUACAUUCCAGAUAUUUUAGUGUUGCAACAUCCUUUUUAAUAUAAUCAUUUAACCCCUGCCAAAUUAAAUAAUUCUUAUUAAAUAUUAAUAGAAUUUAAGUGACUGAAAUCCUGAAAAGGACAACUUUAUCCCUGAGCUGACUGGCAGGACUGUCUGUAAUCAUAUGUUUUUUUUUUUUUUUUUUCAGGUUUCGUGUCUGUUUUAAGAAGUUCCAUAUUUCUGUACUGUGUGUUAUUGAUUGUGCUGUUUUCACUUGCCAAAGGCCUCAGAACAAUAUUGCUGUUAAACCAGUUAAUAAACUCCUCAAAUACUUUGCUAUAGCAUAGGCUGCCUAUCCUAGUUUCUCUAAUGCGGUCACUAAGGUAAGUAAAUGGAGACACAAACAAAACAAUUCCAGAUCCUAGUGAUCUUUUAUUUGUAUUUUUUUCUUUUGCAUUUCCUUGCAAAUUAAUUCAAUCUUGGCUUAUUUGAUACUUAGUUAAUUAUAACCAGAAGAUGAACUGCAAUGUGUUGUAUAUGAUAACAUGAUUGGCUCUUGGCAUGACGUUAAAUGAAACAUCUAUUCAACAGAAAAGUAUUCAGCUGCUAUAAAUGUGUUCAAGAGUAAAACCCCACCCCCACCCCAACUACUGCGGUCCUAAACAUCUGGGCAUCUAUAGCAAUACAGAUUUUUUGUGAACUUACUCUAUAAGGUCCAUAGUGAAGUUGAGAACCACUUUGAAGCUUUGUUUUAAAGAGCAAGUAGUGUAAAAUUUCAUUUUCAUCAUUUCUUUUUUAUAUUCCCCUUACUAUUUUAGUAUUUUAUGAUGUUUGCAAUCAUUCUUUGUGGUUCUGGGUUCUAUUGCCCCAAUAUUUUUUUUCUCAAAAUCUGCCUUAACAUGGCUUUGAUCUUGCUUAAGCUUCAUCAGAGAUCCAAAGUACCUGCACUAAACAGCUGUUCUCAUUCCAUUCAAAUCUUAUGACAAUAUGACUUUUCAGCUCCAUAUUGUCUCAACAUUUGAAUGCUUUAACCAUUACUUUAUUGAGCUACCGUUAUUUUGACAGUGUUUGGGCUUUGCACAAUUAUGUGAAAGUAAAUGCACACUCAAAUAUACUGUACACCUAAACCUAGCAAGAUACAUAAUUGUAACGUCACAAGUGACCCUGAAACCCCUUCUCUCUUGUACAAGGUGCUAGCGCCUUUUGAAUGGCGAGCUUAUGCUGCAGAAGUAUAUGGUCCUUCAAUAGAACCAACUUAAUUUCUUUGGGGGUUCCCCAUUGAUGCUGGACAUGAUAAUGAGGCAUGGGAACCCAUUGAUAUGAAACAUAGUGAAUUCUGGCCAACUCAGAUAUUAUGGAUGGAAGGGAUACCUAAUAAAAUAACCCUAUGUGAUCAGAAUGAAAUAUAUAAACAUAAUAGUCAUCAGUCCAGAAACCUUACUUCUAGUGGGAGUCUCUCUCUAAAAAGGGGAAAAGAUACCAAACCUAGAGUGUGGAUGUCAGAAGUGUAGAACAGGACUGUCACAAGCAGAACCUAAAGUAUGCCCAGCCUGCACACACAUGGUAAAACAUUGCAAAAGUAUGUUUGAAUGCAAUGAUGUACAAGGUGUAUCAUUCUGUCAUUUGAUUGUUGAACCAGACAAUGUAAAGAGAAUUGAAUGUAUGGGAUGUGAUGCUGCUCACCCAGUUAAGUGGGCUCAUAUGGGAAAAUUAAAAUGCAAAGAUAGGAGUCUGACUAUCCCGGUUCAAGCUUUUUGCAGGUAUCAGGUGUAAACUGUCACCCACACCUGCGAUGCUCAGAGAUGGAUUUCGGGACUGGUGGUUGCCUUUACAGAUCCACUGAGAGUAGAACCAGACAAAGAAUUUCAAUCCUGUUGGAAGCACUCUGAUAUCUGGGAUGUGAACUGGACACUGCGAUUAAAAGUAAUUGUAAAGGGCAAUAAUAUUAUAAUAUUGUAAAACUCUGUACUGUGUUAAACAAGCAGAAAUAUUAUUGCAUAAAAUAUGUGUUAGCCUAAAUGAAGAUUCAGUAAAACUAAAAAUCUCGGACCUAAUUCAGUAACUGUGAUAGUGCUUAUUGGAAUAUGCUCACAGGAGUUCCUUAUAAGCAAGAAACAGCCUAACCUAAACAGAGACCCUGUGCUUGGAAAGUCUUAUCUAAGAAAGUACCAGAAGCUUCUUGGUACUGGAGCGAUGUUUUAUCAAGCAAACCAGGACUAAUUGACACUACAGAUGCUUUCAAUCAGGAACACCUAGUCAUUAUAAACUUUAUCUUAACAAAGUAAUGGAACUCCAUGGUACUGGAGGUAUAUGUUAAAAGCUUUUGGAAAUGACCUCAUAUAUACUGGGGUUAGAAAAAUAUAGAAAAGCUUGGUACUGCAUAUGAAUCAUUUUAGGAGUAGCCAGAUGUGUAUAAUUAAGCCUUCUGAUGCACGAAGCAGGGAAAAAGUCCUAUAAAUAUUGGGGCAAAACUGCAGUUUAUUCAUGUUGAGUUUGGUAACACAGACCCAGCUGAUCCACCCCCUGAAGAUCUUUCAUGUGAAGC